AGACAAGUAAGAAAGAAAACAAUGAGAUGGAAGCUAAGGUGGCAGCCAACUUAUCAUGUCUCAUUGUUUGUUGGCCGUCCAAAGAAAGCAUUUGUGAGUUGGGACAAGCACAUGACUGAUGACACCAAUGAAAGAAAUUAUGGGUCCCAGUAGUGAAUUGUUCGGUUAACCGGCCCUUCCCCAACCCUAACCUUUUUUUUUUUUUGUCUUAAAGACCGACUAUUGUAGUAGUCGUGGAAAAAAAUUGCAUCUUUCUGUUGCAUUAAUUAAAAAUUUCAAUUAUUAUGGCUUGUAACUUUGUUUCCUAAUCAGUCACUAGACUCUAAGCCAUUAUUCAGUUACUCUCCAGCCUCCUUCAGGGAUUAAUCAAUGGAAGCCAUGAACGGUAGGCUCUCUUUCUCCAUGCAUGAGAGUCUCAACCAUGAUUUUGCCAUUCGAAGGUUUUGCCCAGCAAGAAUGGAGCAAGAGCAAGGAGUUGAGUUGGAGGAGACAAUAAUAAUGAAUGAUUUUGAACUCCUCUCUUCUUGUGAUGAUACCAUUAGUAAUCCCCACUUAGCUGCUUCUGAGGUAGAUGAAUUGGUCGAUAGCUUCAUUAAUGUUGACCAAUUGCAAGACAUAGAUAAUGAUAAUCACCAAUCUCCAAAGAAAUUCCAAGAUGAGAUAAUGGAUGCAUUUCCUAUGGUAGAAGGAGGAGAUGAGUUGGAAAUGAGAAGUGGCUCUUAUAUAUAUGAAGAAAUGGUUGGAGUUCCAAGUGUGGAAGAGGAGAGUCAUGGUGUAGAUCAAGGGCUUCAUUUGGUGCAUUUGUUGCUUGCAUGUGCUGAGGCUGUUGGUUGUAGAGACACCCAACUGGCUAAUUCAAUUCUUUCACAAAUUUGGACUUCAGUUAACUCCUGGGGUGAUUCUUUACAAAGAGUUUCUUAUUGCUUUGCUCUGGGUUUGAAGUCUAGGUUGUCACUUCUUGUUCAUAAUGUCGAUGCCAUGGAUGUGACAAUGGUCACUAGGAAGGAGAAAAUGGAAGCUUUUCAACUUCUUUACCAAACAACUCCUUACAUUGCUUUUGGUUUCAUGGCUGCAAAUGAAGCUAUUUGUCAAGCUGCAAAAGAGAAGGACUCGUUGCAUGUGAUUGAUCUAGGAAUGGAUAGUACCCUUCAAUGGCCUUCUUUUAUCAGAACUCUGGCAUCAAGGCCUGAGGGUCCACCCACAGUUCGAAUUACAGGAUUAAUAAAUAAUGAUCAGAAUUUAUUAGAGCUUGAAGCUAGCAUGAAAGCACUUGUAGAGGAUGCUAGUUCGUUUGGCAUUUCUUUGGAAUUUGAUAUUUUAUCAGAGCCAGUUAGCCCAGCUGUUUUAACCAGAGAGAAUCUAAACUUGAGAGAAGGGGAGACAUUAUUUGUUAAUAGCGUUAUGCACUUGCACAAGUUUGUGAAAGAGAGUAGAGGCUCCCUCAAGGCGAUUCUUCAAGCAAUCAAGAAACUAAGUCCAACUUUACUCACAGUAGUGGAACAAGAUGCAAACCAUAAUGGUCCAUUUUUUCUUGGGAGAUUUCUUGAAUCUCUCCACUACUAUUCAGCAAUUUUUGAUUCCCUGGAGGCUAGUCUUCCAAGAACUAACCAGCAAAGGAUGAAGAUAGAGAAGCAUCACUUUGCCGAAGAGGUUCGCAAUAUUGUAGCUUACGAAGGUGCUGACAGGGUAGAGAGGCAUGAAAGGGCAGAUCAAUGGAGAAGACAAUUAGGCAGAGCAGGAUUUCAAGCAGUGGAAUUGAAGUGCCUGAGCCAAGCUAGAAUGAUGCUCUCUGUUUAUGGGGUUGAUGGUUAUACUCUAGGCAGUGAGAAGGGUUGUCUACUUCUGGGAUGGAAAGGAAGGCCCAUAGUGUUGGCAUCUGCAUGGCAGCUACACAAUGUUCCUCCUCCUUCCUAAUGCUCGGAUUUAUCGUUCCCAUAAUGGUUUAGUCUUUGGUAUGAUCAUUGGUUCUUGUAUUACUAGAAAAUAAUAAAGUGGUAUCUUGUGAUAAAUGAGGAUCCCAAUGUUCUCUAGGAAUCUUUUUAAGAAAUUCUCUUCCUAGGGUUCCAAA
Jatropha curcas is the source of this 2068-nucleotide messenger RNA. Its product is annotated as GRAS family protein RAD1. Lineage: Eukaryota; Viridiplantae; Streptophyta; Magnoliopsida; Malpighiales; Euphorbiaceae. The record is from RefSeq and is a predicted model, not a curated record.